This is a messenger RNA of Daucus carota subsp. sativus, 1018 nucleotides long. Its product is annotated as probable glutathione S-transferase. Lineage: Eukaryota; Viridiplantae; Streptophyta; Magnoliopsida; Apiales; Apiaceae. Gene Ontology annotation, molecular function: glutathione transferase activity. Bases 30 to 677 code for a protein of 215 amino acids. The record is from RefSeq and is a predicted model, not a curated record. Gene Ontology annotation, biological process: glutathione metabolic process. Gene Ontology annotation, cellular component: cytoplasm. The transcript is spliced from 2 exons.
CUAAACUACCUUAGUUUUGCAUCAACAAAAUGGCAGAAGUGAGGCUUUUCAGGACAUUCUCAAGCCCCUUUGCCUUGAGGAUCGUCUGGGCACUGAAGCUCAAAAGCAUAGAAUUUGAUACAGUUUUGGAGGAUUUUCCCCACAAGAGUGCUGAGCUUUUGAAGUACAAUCCAGUUCACAAGAAAGUCCCUGUGCUUGUUCACAAUGAAAAACCAAUAUCAGAAUCUCUUGUCAUUCUUGAGUAUAUUGAAGAAACAUGGAAGGAAACUCCUCUUCUUCCUGAUGAUCCAGCGGAGAGAGCCACAGCUCGUUUCUGGGCCAAAUUUGGUGACGAAAAGCUUUUGUCAUCGAUAUUUCGAAGUGUUCUAAGAAAAGGCAUAGAACAAGAGGAGGCAAAGUUAGAAGCCAGGAGGAACCUAGAAUACGUCGAGGAACAGCUCCAAGGAAAGAGGUUCUUUGGCGGAGAGACCAUCGGGUUCCUAGAUCUUGUAUUGGGAUGGAUGGCCAAUCUCAUCAGUAUCUUGGAAGAAACUAGUGGUCAAGAUAUCAUCAAAGAAGAACAAUUUCCAGUGCUGUCAAAAUGGAUGAAGGACUUCUCAGAAGUUCCGGUGAUAAAAGAAAGCAUGCCUCCAAGGGACAAGCUGAUCUCCAAGUUUCAGGCCAUGCAGCAAGCCUAGUGUGUGUGGAUUUUAAGUGCAUUCAGUUCUGCUUGUGAUAAUAAGAAAGUUGGCGUGUGCUCAAGUGCAGAAUCAUAUUUCUGAUACUAAUAAUAAAAACAGUCAAGCAAUGAUAUGCGGUUUAACAAUCAAAAUCAAAACAAUGUGGCUUCCGUAGUUACACAACAGUGCAGAUGAUUUCUAGCAAAAACCCAUUGCCAAUCAUUUGCGAAAAACUUACAAAGUAGAACCACCAAAUGGAACAGAAUAGUGCCAAGGCAGGCCAGUUCUCGGAGCAAAUCUGGGAACGUGUUUUGCUGAGCUUAUAACUUAUGGUGUAUUAUACAAUAAUAAAAAUAAAA